AUGUCAAGGUCGCAGCUUGACUUGCAAUGUGUCGACGUUUCCUGGAGGAGACGUGAAACGAGGAAGUCGCCUUUGGUCAGUUGGGCUGCAAUGAGUCCUGGAAGGGAUAAAACCAAAGCAACCUUUCAGCUUGACCGUCGACAUCUUAGGCAAAGCCACAAGGUCAAGGUCAAAGCUGCUCGCUGCAGGGCAGAAGAUGGGAUAGUGCAGACUUGUUUGUCCACGCUAGAUCAUGCUGAACCCAUGUCAGUCCGCGUCAAAGCUCAUCUCUACCAACCGUUUGGGCUUUUCCUGCACAGCUUCAGACCGACGGGCUAA
This is a messenger RNA of Effrenium voratum, 318 nucleotides long. NCBI's taxonomy places the organism in Eukaryota, Dinophyceae, Suessiales, Symbiodiniaceae. The record is from the annotation of a GenBank genome assembly.